This is a messenger RNA of Kockovaella imperatae, 995 nucleotides long. RefSeq lists its product as hypothetical. Bases 188 to 847 code for a protein of 219 amino acids. The transcript is spliced from 5 exons. NCBI's taxonomy places the organism in Eukaryota, Fungi, Basidiomycota, Tremellomycetes, Tremellales, Cuniculitremaceae. The record is from RefSeq and is a predicted model, not a curated record.
CAUCUUCUUUUGCAUCUUGACUCCAUUCAAUCCCGUCAAAUCAUCGCUUCAACCCAGACUUCGUGAGUCGAUCCUCUGGCCGAAGAUCAAAAGUGCCACCUUUGUCCAUCCUCAAGGCUGGAUCCCUCAGUGGGACAUCGACUGACGGUAUUGCGGUAUUGCCGCCGCCCCUCAGAUCACGACCAUCAUGCACUUCUCUGCCCUCUUUACCGUCCUCGCGACUGGUGCUUCCCUUUCAGCCGCUCACCAAGGCCACGCCAUCAGCCAGCUCUUAAAACGGGAUAUCCCAGGUCUCCCAGACAGUUGUAAAGACAGAUGUAACGAAAUCAACCCGGUUUAUGACGCCUGUAUGAACGCCGACGUCGAAGUCUGCAUUACCAUCUGUAACGCGGAUGUGUUUCCCAAAUACCAAGACUGCUUGCAGUGCAUCGUCGACCUUGUCCCGGAGGACCAGGAGGCUCAGCUCCAACCUUCCAUCGACCAAGUUGACCAGCUCUGCGCCAACAUCAAUCCCGAUGCCGGAAGUGCCUCUGGUACCAGCAGCGAGAGCGCAGCUGCAGAAUCCAGCUCAGCAGCAGAGAAUGGGACCGCUUCUGGCGCUGCAUCGUCCACUUCUUCCACUCCACUCGCCAGCCAAGCCGCCUCAGCCGCCAGCAGCAAAGUGGCAUCCAUCACUAGCGGCGCUGCGUCCAAGUCGUCAUCCGGUACACUUGGUUCCGCCGCGUCGAGCGUCCAAUCUGCCGUCUCUACUUCCGGAAGCGCUUCCGCUGCUGUAGGAGCGCCGAACCUGAUCGGAGGUUUCGUCGCCCUGCUCGGAGCUGGUAUCGGAGCUACACUAUUGAUCUAGGGUUAGCCAGGGUGGCGAUGUGGCGGUCAGUUGCUCGAAGGCACAAAAGAGUGCAUCCGCUUUUCCCCCGCCUGUUCGGCUCCAGAGUUUCCCGGCACCCUCUUCGUGACCGGACAAUCUAUCAUUCAGAUCAAUCGAUCAAUCUAUC